Messenger RNA from Morone saxatilis (striped sea-bass), 2279 nucleotides. RefSeq names its product leucine-rich repeat protein soc-2 homolog. Gene Ontology annotation, molecular function: protein binding. The transcript has 9 exons. Lineage: Eukaryota; Metazoa; Chordata; Actinopteri; Moronidae. The coding region runs from base 1 to 1821 and encodes 606 amino acids. The record is from RefSeq and is a predicted model, not a curated record.
AUGCUCGUGCGGCUCGUGUUGGGACUCAUCGUCCUCAAAGCUGUGGUGGCCAGCCCCAGAUUUUCCCGCCAAGUGGACUUGGACACAUACGACAGUGCCAACUAUGAUGUGGAUCUAGACAAUGUAAAUUUGGAGAACCAGGAUAUCUAUGACUACGAAGAUGGGCUAACAAUUGAUGAUCCUCAGAUAGAGAUUGGAACACUGGCCCCACCCGACUAUAACUACCCUGUACCCGAGGCCUCACUGGAAGAACAUGAAGAAGAGGAGGAGGAGGAGCAGGAGGAAGAGUUGCCCCUAAAACCUCAGCUCAUCCCUCAGGGUUCAGGGGGAUCUGGGGUUCUCAUGGGCCCAGACACACAGAAAGAGGUGGAGCUGCGUCUGACGCCCAUUGACAUCCUUCAUGUGUCCGGGGAUUUUGGGGGCUCCGUAGGGUCUGGGGCCUCAGGAGCUUCUGGGGCUUCUGGGUCUGGAGGCUCAGGAGACCUACUGGUCUCAGGCGGCUCUGGGGGUUCUGGAGACAUUGUCCUGAUCUCUGGAGCCUCUGAGGAGCUCCUUAGCUCUGGGGGAUCUGGGGAAUUCUUGGUAUCUGGGGAUCUCUUGAUUUCUGGGGAUUUCUUGAUAUCUGGGGAUCACUCAGGAUCUGGGGAUAUAAUGGGAUCUGCAACUUCUGGAGCCUCUGGGGACUUGGGCUCUGGAGGGAUUUCAAUUGAACUCCCCCUUGGCUCUGGAGGGUCUGGGGACCAGUCUGGUUCUGGGUUCUCUGGAGAUCUCUUGAUCUCAGGGGCCUCUGGAAGCUCUGGGGUUUCUGGGGACUCUGGUGAGUCCGGGGACUCAGGGAUAACAUUGAUAUCUGGAGAGGAGGAGCUGCCCCUUCCUGAGACUAUCCCCAGCGAGGCAUCAGGUGCUUCUGGGGAGUUCUCAGGAGCUUCAGGAACCUCAGGGGCCUCUGGGGAUCUUGGAGCCUCUGGAGACUUAGAGUUAUCUGGAGCCUCUGGGGAUUCUAGUGCCUCUGGCUCUGGAGACGCAGAGGUCCCUGAGGUAACUCUGGUCCCUGACACUGAUAAAGAGGAGGGGCUGCUUCCGACUACAACAGAACCCCCCCAGGAACGUACUGACAUUAUAGAAGGGUCAGUGAGCUCUGGAUUGCCAGAGCCUGAUGAACCUGAUGAGCCUUAUGAGCCUGACAGGACAGGUAUGCCCACUUGCUUGCUGUGCACUUGCCUUGGUGGUUCGGUCUACUGUGAUGACUUGAAGCUGGAUAGUGUACCACCUCUUCCCAAAGACACCACUCACUUCUAUGCACGCUACAACAGAAUCACCAAGAUCAACAAGUCUGACUUCGCCUUCAUGAACAAGCUGAAGAGGAUCGACUUAACCGCCAAUGAGAUAACGUCCAUCGAUGACAAAGCAUUUUUGGGUCUACCUGAGCUGGAGGAGCUGGUGAUUCGAGAAAAUCAUAUCUCAAGGCUGCCUGCUCUCCCAGAGACCAUGAGCCUGAUCGAUGCCAGCCAUAACAACAUUGGCACCAAGGGUAUUCACAACGAGGCGUUCAAAGAUAUGACCAGCCUGCUGUACCUGUACCUAACAGACAACCACAUUGAUUACGUCCCUGUGCCUCUACCAGACACCCUGCGAUCUCUACACCUACAGCGUAACAAUAUUCAAAUGAUGCACGAGGACACGUUCUGCAACCUGAAAGAUUUCAACUACAUCAGGAACGCACUGGAGGACAUCCGUCUGGACGGCAACCCCAUCAACCUCAGCAGGACCCCGCAGGCUUACAUCUGCCUGCCCCGUAUACCCAUCGGGGAUCUCAUUUAACCACACAGACACAUACUACACUCUUGCACACUGACUCCCACAAAUACAACCACAUGCACACAUCUUUGUACAUAUUGACACACACAACCACACACGCAGACAUGCAUACCAUUUAUCACCUCCUAAAACAAUCAAUUAAUUACAAGAUUCAAAACUGUCAUAAAUGCUGCUGAUGUAUUCUACAGAUCAGUAAAAACUGUGUGGAAAUUUAUGAUUGAUAAACAUCCACAAACGCAUUGAUUGAGUCAGAUUCUGGCGAUAAAGCACAUAUACACGUCUCUACUGCAACUUCUUCCUUUUGUUCAGAUCUUUAGGAAACUUACUCACCUACCAACAUGCAUGUACACACAUACAAAUACACACACAUUCACACAAGAACCUAAGAACUCAAAAGCCAAACUGUUCCGCAACUUGAUUAAGAUUAAACAAUAGGUGGCAUUCGGAGAAAUCAGUUUAUU